CCACUUAUAUCAUUUACAAUUCUUUUCACGAGAAUGCAGUUGUGCACUGAUUACAGCAAACAUAAGACACGCGACAAGAGAUAGAAUAGUUGAUAAUUAAAAAAAUAACAAAUAAACUUAUAAAUUAAAAGAAAAAUCCAAUUAUGACUUUUGAUAAGUUAUCAUUGUUAUUACUAUUGAUAACGAUAAAUCAAGUGAAUUUAGUGAUUAGUCAGCAAGGACGAUUGGGAAUAGUGUAUCAGUGGAAAUAUGUAGAUUGGGUUUGGCCAAAUGUAUUGUUGACUGAAAAAAAUCAUAUUAUUGAAAAUCCAUUUACGCAAGAUGUUGAUGUUGAUCUGAGUGGACGUGUGUUCGUUACUACUCCGCAGUGGUUAGAAGGGACGCCGAUAACAUUGUCCGUUGUUACGGAUUUAAAGGGUCCUGGCGGUCCAUUAUUGACCCCUUAUCCACAUUGGUCAUGGCACACACUUACAGACUGCGAUAAACUUAUUUCUGUUUAUCGUAUUGCGAUCGACGAGUGCAAUAGACUGUGGAUCGUAGAUGUGGGUCGUAUUUCCGAUAAACGAAUUUGUCCGAUGAAAAUAAUGAUAUUUGAUUUAUUUACGGAUCGGUUGAUUCACAAAUACGUUAUUCCAAGCAGUCAAACAUUUGGAAUGACUUCAUUGGUAACACCAAUUGUUGAUAUUAGCUCAUCGUGUAGUGACGCUCAUCUCUAUAUUGGCGAUGUUGCUGAAAAUGGUAUAGUUGUGUAUAAUUUACAACACGAUAUAUCAUGGAGAAUAAAUAAUACAUAUGGGAAUGCAUUUGGUCCUGAUGCGGAUGCUAUGAACAUUACUAUUGUUGGUGAAUGGUUUGAUCUUACUGAUGGUAUUUUGGGAAUGUCAUUAUCACCACCUGGAUUUUUUAAGCAAAGAUAUUUGUACUUCAAUUCAUUAUCGAGUUACAAACAAAAAUUUAUGAGUACAGACAGUUUAAAAAUGCCAGGUUACUAUCAGCCAUUAAUGUACGAAUCAAUUAUCAAGCGGCCAAGCCAGGCUGGAGUACAAGCCACAUCUAAAGAAGGUGUACUAUUUUUCCAACUUGUUGAGUAUACAGCCGUAGCCUGCUGGAAUAUCGAACGGCCAUUUACUACAGACAACAUUGAAAUAAUAUCACUUGACGAAGAAGCACUACAGUAUGUCAGUGGUAUUAAGGUUACAACGAAUGCUGAAGGUGUUGAAGAAUUAUGGCUGAAUACCAACAGACUACAAAAAACAAUAAAUAAGACACGAAAACCCACAGAAGUUAAUUUCCGAGUUAUCGUUGGUAUUGUUAAAGAUAUAAUUAGAGGCACUAAAUGUGAACCUACUGGCUUACGUAAUCAGUAUCCAGAUGUUUCAACUUGGCGAAGAAUAUAUUGAAGAUUCGAAAAUAAUAUAAUACUCUAUACUAUUUAAGAACACUAGGAAAUUUUUGUAUAAACCACAUAAAUAUGAGUAAAAGUGUUGUAUAAUAAUUUUGUACCGCUCAAAUAGUAUCAAUUUACAUUUGUGUCUAUUUAUAUUUUUGAAUUAUCUAGCACCAAAGGACUCAUCAAAUGCGUAGAGCUAAUGUCAACGCACUGUGUCCAAGACCACACGGAGAAGAAUAUUGUCUCGAAACCUACCAACUUUUACAAUGGUGUCAACCAAACUUGAAACAUGAAGUGAAGCAUCAAAAAAAUUGUUGUGCUCUUAUAAAAAAUGAUUUUGCUGUAUCACAAUACUUGUUGGGUUCCUCACAGAGGCUAAUUAUGAAAUUCAACUUAAUACAAAAGGCGUUGCUUAGUCGAUACAAGAACAGCAGUUCUAUCUUCUAAGACCUUUUACCUUCUACUGACUUAUUAUUGUCAUUUACUGAGUUUUUAAAGGGUCUAAAUUAUCCCUUUGGAAGAUUUGAAGGGGUAAAUCUGAGUAACUUCGUUAUGAAAAAAGGGUGAAACUACAAUUUAGAAAGUCUGGGUAAACGCUAGAGUUAGAGAGUUUUCCACGUACUCAAGGGUAGUCAGGUGGGUGAAAUCUAGCUUUCUAAAAGUGAAAUCUAUUUAAAAGUACCUUAAAAUUGCCCAAAGGAUUGAGUCAUCCAACAUACUUACUACGCACGAGAAACUUAUCGAUAAGCUUUAUUAAAAAUUACUUUCAUACAUUAUAAUAACUGUGAUCCAGCAUAAUAGUUUUUUGGAUGCUUUAAUUUCUGUUUCAAGUUUGGUCGACAGCAUAAUAAAAAUUGUUAGCUUGGCAGUGAUAGGCGACCGAUAGUAACCUGUCCCUAGGAAUUUACUUACAGAAGUCAGAGUUGGGAUUUGCUAGAAAAAAUUCCCCAAAUCCCCCAUAAAAAAAUCUAAAAAACGGUCGACCCUGUGUGUCAAUCCCAAAGCUUCCCACUGUUCUAGCUCGAAAAUGCUAUUAUAGGUAAACUUUUGAACUCUUCGAAAUCCGGAAAUAGUCAGAAUAGCUUUCUAGGAUCGCAGAACGUUGAGAUCUAAUGAAAACUCGAUUUUCGAAAAUCGGACUUAAACCAAUAACUUCCCUUUUUUUGAAAAUUUUCAAUUUUUAUAGCGGAACGUUAAAAAUCCCAGACAUCUCGCCCUUCAUGUGCACCGACAAAAU
Messenger RNA from Microplitis mediator, 2627 nucleotides. RefSeq names its product major royal jelly protein 1-like. Bases 144 to 1400 code for a protein of 418 amino acids. The transcript has 3 exons. Lineage: Eukaryota; Metazoa; Arthropoda; Insecta; Hymenoptera; Braconidae. The record is from RefSeq and is a predicted model, not a curated record. Gene Ontology annotation, cellular component: extracellular region.